Molecule: messenger RNA, 288 nt
Organism: Pieris macdunnoughi
Lineage: Eukaryota; Metazoa; Arthropoda; Insecta; Lepidoptera; Pieridae
Source: the annotation of a GenBank genome assembly
AUGUGGCGUGUUAUAGUUUUUUGUGCGUUGGUGGGGUCUACUGUGGGGCAGUCCUGGGUGACAAAUAUUACUGAUAAUCUUCGAGAUGGCUUGUCCCGGGUUCUGGAGUCGUCCAUGGUUAACUACUCAACGCCCGUCAUCAACGUCAGCUAUGGAGCCAGGGUGGAAUUCGACAUGCGCGCUAUGGGACAUCUUUAUAAUUCAAGCCACACCAUUAUAGACAUCAUCGCGAAUAAACAAGCAUAUCCAGAAGGUAUAAUUCCAUUCUAUUAUGACAAUCUAUUAUGA